CGGAUUUUUAUCCCAACUGUUUCCGGGGCAGUUGCAGCUAGCCUCUCCUCCGUAAUUGAGUAGAAAGAAGUCUCCCUUUGAUGCAAAUUAGUGUUUUCCUUGAAGGUUUAAUCACCAUUCCGUGAUUUUUAAGAUAAUCUUUAACACCGGGUCAUGUACCGCCACGAGCAUCCCCUUCGCGGUCCUCCACCGCAUUUCGUGCCGGUCUUGAGGCACCCACCCUCUAUCAGACACAGUGGGCCAUUUUCGGUACCACGUCCAGGACAACAACCCCAAAGACCUGCUGGACAGUUCCCACCGCCGGAAAGCUUUUACCUGCACAACAGGCCACCGAGCGACCGCUACGUGAGUCCCCACUGUAGCAACUUCUCCAUAGACCGUAGUACAGUGAUUGCUGUCGGAGGCAGCCAGCAGAUUGCCCCUCCUGCAGAUUCACCACAUCUUCAAGUUCCACUGUGGAACCCCCCACAGAUGGGACAUCUUGUUUCAGACAACAGUGAUCAAGCUGGCGAGGAGUUCCUGAGAUGUAUUGCAGCCAACAAACCUCUACCAGAUUAUCUCAAAGGCAAUAUGGCAUUAAACCUGGCUGAUGCACUCAAGUCUGCUGAAACACUGAAAGUUUCAGUCAAGUCGGUGACCAAGAGUAAGAGCCGUAGUCGAAGUCAAAGCCGAACCCGUGGCAGAUCUCGAGCCAAGAGCCGAGCAAGGAGUCGAAGCAGAGGAAGGAGCAAAAGUCAUGUUCGUGGCAAGAGUCGAGCCAAAAGCCAAACGCGGGCUUGCAGUAGGAGUCGGAGCCGGGGCAAGCAGAGUCACAAACGGAGCAAAAGUCGAGUCAGAAGAUCUAGGUCCCGAAGCAGCAGUAGUGAAAAGAGCCAUGGCAAAGACAGGAAGAGGAAGAGAAGCCCUGACAUCAGCAGCAACAAUCUGACUGGAAACCGUCUGUUUGAAGGACUCAAACUAGUCAUGAACAGCAAAGAUGUGGAAGAGCGGUUGCCCUCUCUCAAAGAUGCCAUCCUUGGUAUUCAGGCUUCAUGUGGAAAAAAGACAGUGGAGAACGUGUCUGAUGAGCCCAAACAUCAGCAAUAUGACAGCAUCGACCCUUUCACAACACUGGAGAAUGAUAGCAUCUUGCUUCCACAUGAAAGAGUAGUUGGUGACUUCUCUUGGCUUCAAGAAAAAAGCCAGGAGGAAAUUUCUGUCCUGAAAGCCAAAGAGUUUGAAGAAGAAGAGUCAUUUUUGUAUGGGUCUGGGGGUUACCUCCAAACUGAAGAACAUGCCAAACAUCUUGGUGCACAAGAACCCCUUCAGAUGGCAUCAUCUGCCUUUGCCAAUGCCAGUCUGGAUAAGUUGGAGUUUGACAAAAUCAAGAAAAUCCUCGAUAGUUUGGGAGGAACAUCGGAUAUUGGCAAGAUGGUAAUGAAUACUCAAAUGAUAAAGGAAGGCAGUGAAGCCUUUCCUGCUAUUUUAAAUUCAGACGUAGCAGUGGAGACUCUGAAAAACCCAAGUGUACGGAAAUCCCUGGAGUCGUUGCAGUCUCUGAUCAGAGCAACAAAGGACAAACGGGCAAGAAGCAACGGACAAUCAGAAACCUCCUCUGAAAAACAGAAGGCCGGCGACAAUGAAAAGAAGAAAAAAGACAAACAAACUAAAAUAAAAGAACUGGAAUCACUGGCACAAGAAUUGGAUGUUUUGCUUCGAGAGGAUGGAAUAGGCUUCAUGUCUCCAGUGAUCGGGUUUUACUGCCAGAAGUGUGAAGAGUUCAUCGGAGAUUUGAAGUCUGUUGAGACUCACGCGGCUGUCCACAUUCAUAGUACCUCCAGCUGCCUAAAAGAGAAGCAGGACAAACAUGGUAAAGACAUCAAAGGACACUCGCACCAUCACAGCAGCCAUAGUCAACAUCCUCACUCUGAGAAGAGAGGCCACAGGAGUGGCCGAGACCACCAGGAGAAAGGGCACAAAAGCACUCGACUGGGAAACCUCUGCCUGAAAGAAGAAAUGAAAAAAGAACGGAUGCUGAUAACUGUCAACCGUGGACUGACACCUCCGGCUCAGCCCACCAUAACCAAGGAGAACAAGGAGAUGGGCAUCCCAGGACACGCAAAAGUCAAAGAAGAAAAGGAGAAAUCGUUAAAAACCAGCAGAGGCAAACACAGCAGCGAGAGCAGCGAGGACGACAGAUCGUCCAAAGCUAAACAUGCUAAAAAGAAGAAGAAGGAAAAGAAGAAAAAGAAAAAGAGCGACGGGUCUUAAUUGUUUUCGUUUUCCUUUGAGAUUGUUGCCAUAAAAUCUUCAUUUCUUAGUCUAAUUUUGUUUUUUACCAUGCUUCAGAAAACUGCAUGUGUUGUUGAUAGAUUUUAGUUUUUGAUGCUGUGAAGAGUUUAGGAAGAUGAACUUGCAACAGUCAUCCAGAUGUUUGGUAGGAAAUUUACCUGAAUGAAUGUUUGAAUGCAGAUACCACAGAGGGGUCAUAAACGAGGUGAGGACCCGUGAAGCUGUUCUUACCCUGAUGCAUCAUGGCAGCGUUCAGUUUCAUGAUCGUUAUUCGUUUAAAAGUUCACAUCUGUAUUUAAUAAGUCUGCAAGUUCAUUUUCAACAAAUGUUUUCCUUCAUUUAGACCUAGAGAAGUUCUGUUGUCUGACAUGUUUCAGUUUUUAUUUCCUCUUUCCUCCUUUCCAAUAAACAUAAAAAUGAAAAGGC
This is a messenger RNA of Nothobranchius furzeri (turquoise killifish), 2697 nucleotides long. RefSeq lists its product as uncharacterized. The record is from RefSeq and is a predicted model, not a curated record. NCBI's taxonomy places the organism in Eukaryota, Metazoa, Chordata, Actinopteri, Cyprinodontiformes, Nothobranchiidae.